AUGGCUCCUGCAUCGUUCACUGCCCGUUUCCACCAAUCUGUUACUCCCAAUUCCCUCAGAGCAUAUCUUGCUGAGUUCAUUUCCACAUUCUUCUAUGUGUUUGCCGUUGUUGGUUCUGCCAUGGCUUCACGGAAAUUGAUGUCAGACUCGGCAACAGAUCCGUCUAGCCUGGUGUUAGUUGCCAUUGCAAAUACCUUUGCGCUGUCCUCGUCUGUUUACAUUGCAGCAAAUGUCUCUGGUGGGCAUGUGAACCCUGCCGUCACCUUUGGCUUGGCAGUUGGAGGCCAUAUUAGUGUCACAACGGCAUUGUUUUACUGGGUUUCUCAAAUGUUGGCCUCUGUCAUGGCUUGCCUUUUCUUGAAGGUCACUACUGUUUCGCAGCAUGUCCCAACUUAUACAAUUGCAAAUGAAAUGACUGGAUUCGGAGCAUCCAUGUUGGAAGGUGUGCUUGUAUUCGCUUUGGUGUACACUGUUUAUGCUGCUGGUGAUCCUAGAACCGGUCCACUGGGGACCAUUGGACCCUUGGUUAUUGGAUUGAUGGCAGGAGCAAUGGUCCUAGCCGCAGGGCCAUUCUCAGGAGGGUCAAUGAACCCUGCAUUGGCCUUUGGGUCUGCUGUCAUUGCUGGUCGCUUAAAGAACCAAGCAGUUUACUGGGUUGGACCCCUGAUUGGUGCUGGAGUUGCUGGACUUCUCUAUGACAAUGUUGUGUUCGCCGGUCAAGCGUCAGGAAGAGGGAAUUCAGAGGGAACUGGUGUUUAAC
Messenger RNA from Durio zibethinus, 760 nucleotides. RefSeq names its product tonoplast intrinsic protein 5;1 (gene TIP5;1). Gene Ontology annotation, cellular component: membrane. The record is from RefSeq and is a predicted model, not a curated record. NCBI's taxonomy places the organism in Eukaryota, Viridiplantae, Streptophyta, Magnoliopsida, Malvales, Malvaceae. Gene Ontology annotation, molecular function: water channel activity. Gene Ontology annotation, biological process: water transport; transmembrane transport.